UGUUAUGGGUCCAGGAAGCUCCUCAAAUGUUAUGAAUUCAAAGCCAAAAAUUGACCCAUUAUGUUCUGAGCUUUAUCCCGGGCCUAUACCGAAUAUUAUAUGAUUUAUAAAUUAUUAUUUUUUUAAUAUUUAUGUAUAGAAGUCAUAAUGACAACUGCAUUUUAUUUUAAAGUGCAUGUCGGCUUAAGCUUUCUAUAAAUACCAAUUUCAUGCUAAUUUGCAUGAUAUUUGUAUGCAAAUUAGGUGAUUUUUUUAUGAGUGGUGUUUUUUUUCAUGAAAAUUUGUUAUUUGGCUCGAAAAAGUUGAAUGAAAUUGACUCUUCGGGCAUAACAUGAUGUGGCAUGAACAUUUAUUCACUUAUUUAGUAGUUAUGUGGUGUAAUUUGAGCAUAUUUUGAACAUUUUUGAUCAACAAAACCGUAAAUGACUCAGUGUGUAAACAAGUGGGUAAGCCUAGGUUCCAUUUACUGUACAAACAUAUGUUAGGCUAACGAGCCUAACGUUAGAAUGCUUUGAACAGACUAGCGUAUCGGUUUUUUAUUUUAUUUUCGAUUUAACUUCAUAAUCAUUAAUAAUAUUAUAAGAAAUUGUUUUUUUACUUGGCUGGACAGUAUGGUACCCAAACAAGUAACAACUAAAUUAUUUACCGUAUCUUCUGGCUGAUCUUGAACCAUGCCAUGGGGGAAAUUUCGGGUUGCUGAAAAACGUUGGUAUUUUUGAUAAUAAUUAGGCCAUGGAGUAAUAACACUGGCUGAGGUGGCGCUAUUUUUUUAUUAUAUAUCAGCUGCAUUGGCUGAGCUAUUUGAGAGUUCAUUCAACUUUUAAUAACUCUUGAAUAUUUGCAUUAGGACGGCUUGUGUUGAAUUACACGUAUAUAAAAACGCAAAAAGUGCUGCAUUGCCGGCCAGGUAAGGAGGCCCCGAUUUCACAUUAACGCCAUUGCUAUUUAAUAAUAUGAAUCUUAAUUUUUAUUAUCAGAUUGAAUCGCGGGGGCCCCGGGCAACUGCUCAUGCGAUAAGACGGCCCUGCUACUACAGAUUCUUAGUUUCAUCAUUAUUAGAAAUGAGUCCAGGAAACAGAAUAAAGGAGGUUUUUAUUGUAUCUGUGGCAAGAACACCCAUUGGAUCUUUCAGAGGAUCAUUAGCAACAGUAUCAUCUACAAAAUUAGGAACUAUUGUUAUUGAUGGAACAAUAGAGAGAGCAGGUAUUCCUAAAGAAGUUGUACAAGAGGUAUACAUGGGUUGUGUUUAUCAAGCUGGUCUAGGACAAAAUCCAGCUAAACAGGCUGCACUAGGAGCAGGCCUCUCAGUAACAACACCUUGUUCAACAAUUAACAAACUGUGCUCUUCAGGUAUGAAGGCUGUUGCAUUAGCAGCUCAGAAUCUCAUGUUAGGUCAACAGGAUAUUAUGGUGGCAGGAGGAAUGGAAAGCAUGUCGAAUGUACCUUACUAUCUUCCACGUGGAGAGACACCUUUUGGAACUAUUUCUUUGAUUGAUGGAUGUCAGUAUGAUGGGCUAACAGAUGCUUACAGUUCUUUGUUAAUGGGUUCAUGUGCAGAUAAGACAGCAGCAAAGUACAGUAUUGGUAGAAAAGAACAAGAUAUUUUUGCAGCAGACAGCUAUCAAAGAUCUGCUACUGCAGCUGAGGAAGGGAUUUUUGAAAGAGAAAUAGUACCUGUUACAAUUCCUGGAAAGAAAGGCAAAUCAGAUACAAUUAUAAAAAAGGAUGAAGAAUAUUCAAAGGUCAUCUAUGAAAAACUCCCAAAACUUCCCCCAGCAUUUGAAAAAAAUGGAACGGUUACAGCUGCCAAUGCUAGCAGCUUAAGUGAUGGUGCUGCUGCAUGUGUUUUAAUGACAAGAGAAGCUGUAGAAAGAUUUAAACUUAAACCUCUGGCAAAAAUCGUUGGUUUUGCUGACAGUUCUGUUGAUCCACUGUACUUUCCUGUAGCCCCAAGUGAAGCUAUGAGUAAGGUACUGAUGCAGUCUGGCCUCAAGAAAGAAGAUAUUGCAGUGUGGGAGAUCAAUGAAGCUUUUAGUGUUGUUCCCUUGAUCAAUAUCCAACUUCUAGAUCUUGAUACUAGUAAAGUCAAUCCUAAUGGUGGAGCUGUCAGUCUGGGACAUCCUUUAGGGAUGUCUGGUGCUCGGUUAAUUAAUGCUCUGGCUAUGAACCUAAAGCCUGGUGAAUAUGGUAUGGCAUCCACAUGCAAUGGUGGAGGUGGUGCCAGUGCAAUGAUGGUGCAGAAACUCUGAAAUCAAAGUUGUUUUAAUAGUUAUAUUUCAUGCUACCAGACUUUGCUUUUAUAUAAAGGAGAUAAUGUUUUUUUAUUUUUUUAAAAAAAUUUGUUUUCAAGGUAAAUUAAUGGUAUGAAUAGUUGAACCUAAAUAAUGCAUAACCAUAAAGAUAUAUACUAAUACAGUAUUCUUGCUUUUGUUUCUGUACUAACAAUGUAUAUUUUACAGUCUGUUGCUGAUCAGUAUUAUUAUAACAGUCUAAAUUGAAUUUCCAACAAUGAGAAUUAGCAAGAAUAAAACAAAACUAUGAAUUUGAAUAAGAAAAUAUAUAUGGAUUAAAAUUCAAAAUAUUUGUAGUUUUUUUAUGUCAAUUAAACAUUUGGCUAAUAAUCA
Molecule: messenger RNA, 2624 nt
Organism: Limulus polyphemus (Atlantic horseshoe crab)
Lineage: Eukaryota; Metazoa; Arthropoda; Merostomata; Xiphosura; Limulidae
Product: acetyl-CoA acetyltransferase, mitochondrial-like
Exons: 13
Coding region: 954-2249 (431 amino acids)
Biological process (GO): fatty acid beta-oxidation
Molecular function (GO): acetyl-CoA C-acetyltransferase activity
Source: RefSeq, a predicted model, not a curated record